AAUAGGAAAGAGAUUCUCCGUAUCAGUUUAAUCAAGACCACACAGAGAAAUAAUCUAGGAGUAGGAGCAAAUCAAAAUGGAUAGCAGCAGCAACUCCAACGAUCUGAUCGGUGCAAGAGAGCAAGAUGGGAUUGGUUAUGAUUACACCGCCAUGUUCAUAAGAAUUAUCAACAAGCAUGUUGAGGUGCUGCUUAAGCUUCUACAAGUGAAGUACUCAUCCGAUUCCCCGUUGGAUAUGAUAGACGUUAUAAUUGUGCUGAUUUUCAUUCCAAUAUCAUUGGUUUACAUGGUUGCAGCAGAGGUGAUAACCCAUGUUCCAAACACAAGCUACCGUCAUGUCAUUGGGCCCAUCCUUUAUAUUUCCGGUGUCCUAACUUGGGUCCUACUACUAUUGACACUCUUUCCAACUUUUUGGUUGUUCAUUUUACUUCCAUAUUUUGCAUUCCUAUUCACAAUAUCCAUGUGGGUAUUAUACCACUCCCGUCAACAGAUUUUUGAGUUCUUCCGUGAUGGAAUAUACGCCCGAUUACACAACUCAUCCCAAUGGGUGUUCAAUCUAUUUCAUAGCGGAGAAGCAAAUCCUCAAGCAUUUAGUGGAAACCCGACGGGUAAUGCUCCGGCAGCAGUAUGAAACAUCUGAUCAACACAAAGCAUUUCUCUAAAUUAUUAUAUAUGAAAGUGAAUCACCUCUCCUUGACUGGCCAAAAUAAUCAUCCUGAGUUCGAAUCCACUUAUCCAUUUUCAUUUCCUAAGUGAAAAAGAGGGUGAAAUAGAA
This is a messenger RNA of Juglans microcarpa x Juglans regia, 775 nucleotides long. RefSeq lists its product as uncharacterized. The transcript is spliced from 2 exons. Lineage: Eukaryota; Viridiplantae; Streptophyta; Magnoliopsida; Fagales; Juglandaceae. Bases 77 to 631 code for a protein of 184 amino acids. The record is from RefSeq and is a predicted model, not a curated record.